UGUAGCUGGGACAUGCCUGUAAAAGGCAAAGGGGGCGGGUAAACAGGCAGCACUAAUCAAUCCAUCAUCACUCACAUUAUUCGAUGUGCUACUAGUGCGGUCUGCUUAUCAUGGCGGCGGUUGAGAGUGCGACCCAGUUCCAGGAGGUGCUGGAAAAAGCUAAGAGGUCAUUGGUCGUUGUUCAUUUUUGGGCAUCAUGGGCUCAGCAGUGUUUGCAAAUGAAUGAAGUCAUGACUGAACUGUCCAAAGAAUAUCCACAUGUUAUAUUUGUAAAGCUUGAAGCUGAAUCUGUUCCAGAAGUAUCUGAAAAAUAUGACAUUAGUUCAGUGCCUACUUUCUUGUUUUUUAAGAAUUGUCAGAGAAUUGAUCGAGUAGAUGGUGCCCGUGCUCCUGAUUUAACUAAAAAAGUGCAGCAGCACAGUGAGACUACCAAACAAGACUUGAAUGAACAAUUGGGGAAACUUCUAAAUUCCGCGCCUUGUAUGUUAUUUAUGAAGGGAACUCCUCAAGAACCUCGGUGUGGCUUCAGCAAGAAGAUUGUGGAAAUUCUCAACGAGCAUAAUAUUCAUUUUUGCAGCUUUGAUAUUCUUUCUGAUGAAGAUGUGCGUCAGGGCCUAAAAGUUUACUCUAACUGGCCUACAUAUCCUCAACUGUAUGUGAAUGGAGAACUGGUGGGGGGACUUGAUAUUGUAAAGGAGCUAGCUGAAACUGGUGAACUGGAAAAAACUUGUCACAAGGAAAUGCGAUUGGAAGAAAGGUUGAAAGCACUGAUCAACAAAUCAAAAGUCGUUCUGUUUAUGAAAGGAAACAAAGCAUUGGCAAAAUGUGGAUUCAGCCGCACUAUUGUGGGAAUACUGAAUGAAACUGGUGUUGAGUAUGAAACGUUCGACAUUUUGGAAGAUGAAGAAGUGAGGCAGGGGUUAAAAAAAUUUUCCAACUGGCCAACAUACCCACAAUUAUAUGUGAAUGGUGAACUUAUUGGUGGGCUUGAUAUUGUGAAGGAAUUGGAAAAAAGUGGAGAGCUUCUUUCAACCUUAAAAGGAGAAAAUGCUAGUUAGAAUUUUACAAAAAGAACAAUCACCAUCAUACAUAAUGUCAAUUUUAAAAAUUGUUCAUUGGCAAUAAUGUGGUCUAAAGUCAGGUAACAGAAUAGUGAUUAUAAAUCAUUUUUGAUGUUUUCAUGCUUUGGUAAUUCAUGAAUAACAAGGUAGCAUAAAGGGAGCAAAAUGCAAAUGUUAGAACAGUAAAAUAUUAUACCUCUUUUAUUAUAAUAAAACAUUACUGUUAUAUAUGGUGUGACUUUUUAUUGCACAGUGAAUAUAAGAAAUGUUCACCACUUUAAGCACAGUCUGGUGAAAUAAUUAUUAGUAAAAAGGUCCAACUUUAUAUUGUGCAGAGUUCAAGUAACUUUAACGUGCUGUUAAUAUAUUUGCAUGCAAAUUAAUUGUGCGCUUUGGUCAUUUGUUUCUAUGUUUGUGACUUAUUUGAUAAAUAAAUAACAAGUUUAUUUUUGUUGAUGCCCAGUGAGCCACAUUUAGACACGGCUGUGAAAAACCAGAAUUUUUAAAAAAUUGAUCCAAAGUAUCUCAAUAGAAUCUUUUAUUAGUAUACCUGCUUGGGUAUCAUGCAUAAAGUGCUGAACUAUGUUGCCAUCUCUUGCUAUAAAUAUUUUGAGACUAAUUUUCAUUAAAAAGCUACUUCAAUAUGAGUACAGUGCAUUUUAAUUAAAUGCUUAAACUUAAUCUAGAUUUGGACAUUAAUUAUGCCUGUCAACUAUCAAUUUUCUAGACCUUCACUUAAAAAAACAAAAUGCUGCCAAGGUUUGAAAAAUUUGUGCGAUUAAUUAUUCUUUAUGUAAAAAAAAAAUACAUGAAUACAGCCUUUCAACUAAAUAUUUACAAGUUUGCCAUAUAUUACAAAGCUUUAGAUAACUACAGAGCUCUAAAUUGCAAAUAAACUAAGAUUUUAAAAACCUCAUUUCUAGUAGCAUUAGAAAUAGUGCUAGGUGGGGAGGAAUUGGAUGUCAGUAUCUCUAAGAAGUUGUUCUCUUUUGAAUUUUGAACCAAGAAUUGGCACUGGGUUCAAAAAUAAUGUCACCAAGCUAGGUACCACAACUAUUGCCCAUUAAGGAGGUGGUUCUGAAUCGGGUAGCAAAUUCGGGUUAGUCAUAUAUUGUGAGGAAGGUAAAAUACUUUUAGAUGUAAUGAUUUUUAUGUAUUUGGGAGGUUGAUGUUGUGCAGCAAGAGGCCAUUUGGUCCAUCUGCCUGUGCCAGUUUUUUUUUUUGUCCAAAUGAUUCCAUUUGUCUUUCUUUCAAUCCAGUAGCUGCAGUUUUUUUUAUCAGCAUUUUAUUAUUGCAUUUACCUCUACCACUGUUUCAGCAGAUUGUCAUAAUUCUUUGCAUUAGGACUAAUCUACAUCUUUGGUCCUGUUGCCAGUUGCUGUAAAACUAGUUUUUGACCCUUCUCUCACUAAAAAGUCUUGAACACAUUAAAAAAAUCUAACUUUC
Molecule: messenger RNA, 2507 nt
Organism: Rhincodon typus (whale shark)
Lineage: Eukaryota; Metazoa; Chordata; Chondrichthyes; Orectolobiformes; Rhincodontidae
Gene: glrx3
Product: glutaredoxin 3
Exons: 11
Coding region: 111-1058 (315 amino acids)
Source: RefSeq, a predicted model, not a curated record